AUGAGCGCUGCCCCGGCCAUUUCGAAGGACUUCAUGGUCGCGAACAAGUACAAGCUCAUCCGCAAGAUCGGUUCCGGCUCCUUUGGCGACAUCUACGCGGGCAUCAAUGUGUCAAAUGGCGAGGAGGUGGCCUGCAAGUUGGAGUAUACCAGCGCCCGUCACCCGCAGCUUCUCUACGAGUCCAAGGUCUACAAGAUACUCCAAGGCGGCGUCGGCAUCCCGCACAUCCGAUAUUAUGGCGUCGAGGGACAGCACAACUGCCUCGUCAUGGACCUUCUUGGCCCAUCGCUUGAAGACCUGUUCAACUUCUGCAGCCGUCGCUUCACGAUGAAAACUGUCCUGAUGCUCGCGGAUCAAAUGAUCGGCCGCAUCGAAUACGUGCACGUCAAGAACUUUAUUCACCGCGACAUCAAGCCCGACAACUUCUUGAUGGGCAUAGGACGGCACUGCAAUAAGCUUUUCAUCAUUGAUCUCGGCCUCGCGAAGAAAUAUCGUGACACUCGUACCCGCUGUCACAUUGGAUACCGUGAGGACAAGAGCUUGACGGGAACCGCUCGCUAUGCGUCCAUCAAUGCUCACCUCGGCAUCGAGCAAAGCCGCCGAGACGACAUGGAGUCGUUGGGCUACGUGCUGAUGUACUUCAACCGUGGAACCCUACCAUGGCAAGGACUUAAAGCAGCGAAUAAGAAGCAGAAGUAUGACAAGAUCUCUGAAAAGAAAAUGUCGACUCCGGUGGAAUCCUUGUGCAAGGGAUUUCCUGCCGAGUUCGCGAUGUAUCUGAACUACUGCCGUGGACUUCGUUUCGAUGAGGCCCCCGAUUACAUGUAUCUCCGGCAGUUGUUCCGCAUCCUCUUCCGGACGUUGAACCACCAAUACGACUACACGUUUGACUGGACCGUGAUCAAGCAGAAGCAACAGGCUCGGGAGAGCGCUGCUCAGCGCGCUCCGCAGAUGGCAUCCGGACCUGGACCAAGCGCA
Mesorhabditis spiculigera is the source of this 978-nucleotide messenger RNA. NCBI's taxonomy places the organism in Eukaryota, Metazoa, Nematoda, Chromadorea, Rhabditida, Rhabditidae. The record is from the annotation of a GenBank genome assembly.